Diatraea saccharalis (sugarcane borer) is the source of this 3434-nucleotide messenger RNA. The record is from the annotation of a GenBank genome assembly. Lineage: Eukaryota; Metazoa; Arthropoda; Insecta; Lepidoptera; Crambidae.
AGUAUCGCACAGGUGGUGCGCACCGGGCCGCGUCAGUGCACCCGUGCACCGGUCGUCCGCGACGGGCGUCCAUCAGUCGAGUGUCCGCACGCCGCGAGCGAUGACGUGUCUCCAGUGUAGUGUCGCGUGGCGCGGGAGGGCGCGCGGCUCGUGACGCGGUCGCGCGUCGGCGGCAUGUGAUGUUCCGGAGACUCGCGCUGCGGCGGCAGCUGGCCGCGGCCGGCGCGCCCUCCGUGCCCGAGGAUCAGCUGCGGGGGCUGGCGCGCGCUAUAGACGCCGGCGCCGGCGGCGGGAGCUGCGUGCCGGCCGGCCACCACGCCACGGCACUGCGCCUCGCCGUCACUCGCGCCUUCAGAUUCCCCGACCUCCGAGACCUCGGCGAGCUCAGACGCUCGCCUUACUGCACCGAGCAGCAGUGUUGCAACCCUUACCAUUGGAGCCGCCUCUGCAAGCCCGAAACCCCUCCUCCCCCCUAUAGUCGGAUAGCAAUGGACGACCUCAAUACUAAAGAACACGGCGAAAGCACCCAAGACGCGAGAAGGACUGAUCAUGAGCGGCUUUUCACUGGCUCCCUCGCUACUGAUGGCGCAGAGAAGCAAACUUGGGAGACGGAGUGGUGUAGGCUCGCGUACUGGGAGCUAACACAACGAGUCGGCCGGCAGUUCGGUGUGAAGCCGCGGACCGUGGACGUGGUCGGCGGUGACGCGUGUGCCACCGCUAGGCACAGCUUCUGUCUCGACGCCCUAGACACUAGAGACACGCCUCAAGUAGACCAGGUGCGCAAAACGAGAUCGAAGAUCGGUCUAGGCGUGACCCUCUCGCUGGAGUCCGACGGCGUGUGGCUGUACAACCGCAGCCAGGAGCCGGUGUUCGUGAGCUCGCCGGCGCUGGACGCGGCCGCGGCGAAGGCCCUCCUCGUGUGGAGGGUCGCGCCCGGUCACUGCCUCUGCAUCUUCGACCCGCAGUGUCCGCCCCCGGCCCGCUCCUUACCCCACAUUGGGCCCGUGGACCCGCUGUCCGUGAGGAUCUCCUUCGCUAAAGGCUGGGGACCGAAGUACUCCAGGCGGGAGGUGACCGCGUGCCCGUGCUGGCUCGAGGUCCUCCUCGCGCCGCCCAGCUGACGCCCGAAAUAGACCGGAGGGGGCGUCGCUUCGGGGGGCUGAACGACUUGUGGUUUGGGAACCUACGGUAUUUAGAAAACCCGAAAACUCUUGAAGAAUUCGAAAAAGGAACACUAAGAAACGAAAGUUUCGAUACCACAAGGGGGUAGCCGUGAUUUCACAGAAUAACCCAUUUCUAUUGAGUGAUUCGAAAGGUUUACUCGUCCGAAGCGGUCGUCUCGUUGUGAUAGUGUGUGAUGAACGAAUGGUGCAGUGCAAAGACGAUAUGAACUCCUGAACGGUUUCCGUUUAAGUCAUGGACCUUUAUUAAUCUAAUUUAAAUCGGAAUACACUCGGGGACAUUAAAAAUUACCUGUAUAUAAAAAUAGAUUUGAUUUUAAUUAUACAAUGACCUUAAAUUGUUAUACAAUAUGUUUUUAAUGUAUUCGAGUGUAAUAAGCUAUAUUUUAAUGUUAUGUUUGUUGCAAUCGUAUGUGACGAUGCCCGUGUUUUGGGUGUUUCUUGACCUCCUCUUAUUGAGAAAAAUAGCAUGAUGUAUUUAUUAAAUUUAUGAACGCAGCAGAUCACGUUACACCACAAAAUGUAAAUAUAAUUAAUCGUUUUAAAGCAAACGCGCGUAUUCACGAGGCCUUAUAAGUCAAUAAUUGGUAUUAAUGUGAUGGUUUUUUUUUAAUGAAAAGAAAACAGUGCAAUAUGUCAUUAACUUUAUCAUAUUUAGUCAUUUAUCAUUCAUCUCGUUAGCUACUCUCACAGAUUGGAAAAGCCAAUUUUGUCGUGGAGUUCCUUAAGACACUGUUUUCUCAUUACUAUGCCAUGGAAAUUAUGGGGCCUUACUCCGUGUUAUAUGUACCAUAUAGUCAACUAUACAAUUUUCUAAGUUGUAUAUUAUUAUGUAUAGAGCUCGGCUUUAAGACAAUGCGAGACUGUAUAUAUAAAAGUUAUGUACUAUAUUAUUUGUAAUAAACUAUUUAUAAUUAUGAAAUAUGCCUUACCUUAGAUUGUAAAUUAUUUAAGAUUAAUGUAUAGUAUAUAUUUCUUUUUUGUACAAAAAUAAUUAUUUGAUACAACUUUUUUGUAUUGCGAGUUGAUAACCGUUAUAUAUGUGAAGAGAAGGCUGUGUGAUAAGCAUUUCUAACUGACUCCAGGAAAAAGUUAUGAUGAAAUGUAUCUCAGUAUGUGUCAUGUGCAUCACGGGAACAAUACCAGAAACACAUAGUUUCCUUUAGACAUAAUCACACAUUGAUUUUGAUCUUUUAGUUUUUAUAAUCGAAGAUCUGCCAAUGUAAACAUUGAAGUUUAUUAAAAAAUAGUGCAAUCGUUGAAUUUUUUUUAAUAAAGGUAAUAGAUAGGUGAAAUUAUAAAACAGAUUUUGAACAUUGUGCCUUGCGUUGUAUUCAGAAUAUUAUAAUAUAUAAUAUAAAGUAAUAAUCCAAAAUUUAUACAUAAUAUAUAGGGUAAUAACAGUCAAUUUCACUGGCUUUUUUAAAUAGGUAUAUACAAAUACAUUAUAUGAAGCUCGAAUUUAUGAGUGUACUGCUUAGAGACAAAGUGAGUUGACUUGACAAUAAGAUUUCAUUCUAGUCUUUUUAAAAAACCUUGCUUUGUCGUAAUACACAUAAUACAUAGGUAAACUGUUAGCACGUACAGUGAAGAGCCAGUUUGUUAAAAAAUUAUAUUUUCAUGAACAUUUUAAGCCACAGUCGACCACUAUUGAAUAAAACACAGAUAUUUAUGAAUACAGUAAACAAUUUUCUCAUCCUAUUUCGGUUUCGAUAAUUGCAAUAAGCCUGGCCUUCAUUCCAGAAUUAAAAUUACUAAAUAUAUAAUAAGUAUACAUAGCAAACGUUUUUUAGUCACAAAAUGCAAGCCAGUUCAAAUACAUCAUAAUUAUUAAUUUGGUUAAUUAAAUUAAUAAUGUCGAUAAAACAAGAUGCUGUUUAGUCAUUGCAUUAGACUGAAGUAGAGCCUUAAUCUACCAUCUACAAAUUUGUUAACAUUGUGUGUUUUUUGAACCGACUUUUCUAAUUAAAUCUGUAAUUGUAUUUGGUUUUCACUACAUAAAUUGAUAAAAUAAUAGCACAGAUCAAAUUACACCUACUUAAUGAAAUUUCUGCACAUUUCUUUUGGCCUGCAGUGUACGUUUUAUAAUUUUGCAUUAACUGUUAAAAUACACACUGUUGAUGAUUUGUUAGCUGGCGUUUAACGUAAUUAGGAAUCUUCGAUUCGCCUGUUACUUCUUUAGUUGUAAUUUUGACGAUGGACGAGAUUAGGUUAUGAUAAAUUAUAAAUAAAGAAAGAGAAUAUUUUUAAAUU